This is a messenger RNA of Closterium sp. Naga37s-1, 558 nucleotides long. NCBI's taxonomy places the organism in Eukaryota, Viridiplantae, Streptophyta, Zygnematophyceae, Desmidiales, Closteriaceae. The record is from the annotation of a GenBank genome assembly.
AUGGUCAUAAUCCUCUCCGUUGCCGUCGCGCUGACUGCGCGUCACCGAAGCGUCCGCUUCUCCGCCCCCAUGGCGUCAGUGCUGCGCGCGCGCGUGCUCUCAGGCGCUCUGCGGCUGCGCGCGGCUGCGCCCAAGGCAGCCGUGAAAGGCGCGAAGAAGGGAAAAGGCGACGCUGCUGCUUCAGCGGGGUGGAAAGGGUUGCGCGACGCCGUGAGCAGCAGAGCCGCGAUCCGACCAUCUCAUGCCGCCCCCUUUUCCGUGCUCCCUCUCUCUCCCCCCGCAGACGCCGCCCGCGCGUCGUCCGUGCCAGUGGAGGUGCGCGCGGCGACAGUGGUGGGCGGCAACAUCCUGAAGACGGGCUCCGACCCCCCCGUGCUGCCCGACAGUGAGUACCCCGAGUGGCUGUGGACGCUGCUGGACCGCCAGGCGCCGCUGAGCGAGCUCAAGAGAAAGAGAAUCGAGGACAUGGGCAUGGCGGAGGAGCAGUUGGAGCGCCUGGUGAAGCUGGACAACCGCGACAGAAUACGCGCCACCAAUGCUUCCAGAGCCAAGGCAUAG